Messenger RNA from Bactrocera oleae (olive fruit fly), 1993 nucleotides. It is a transcript of the gene Obp73a, whose product is annotated as Odorant-binding protein 73a. NCBI's taxonomy places the organism in Eukaryota, Metazoa, Arthropoda, Insecta, Diptera, Tephritidae. The record is from RefSeq and is a predicted model, not a curated record. Gene Ontology annotation, molecular function: odorant binding.
UACGGAGCAUAAAAAUCAAUUUCACUUAAUUAGCAACUUUUUCUCCUAUCUAGUGGCAAUGUUGCAACACAAUUCCAGCCGUGCUGGACGUAAAUAAAUGUGAAAGAUGUAGCGUUGACAUUGAAACAAGUAAAAUCAUUGUCAAUGCCACCAUCACUAAAUUUGUAGCUUGCUGUUGCAGCUUUUGAUCGUGUUAUGUGCAAUAGAAAGUGAGUUAUUAAUGUGCCACUGCCGCUGGGCCACUGCUAGGGGUAGCAUCGAAAGUAAUUUCGUUUUCAUUUGAGAAACAUUAUUCGCUCGACGUGGUUGUGCCGUUCUCACUUAAUUUCAACUAAAUAACAAAUUACGCACGUUCAUACAUUAACAAUUAAUUAUAAUUUAUAUUAAUAAAUUAAAAUGAUAUCUAACGUAGUUUAUAUAAACGUAGCGUGUAUAACGUUGAUUCUGUUAGACAGGUCCGGUAUCCUUGCGAAAGGCUCACAUGGGAAUUCAUUCACCAAGAAUAGAUGCUUGAAUCCUCCUCGUACUGCGCGCCGAGUGGAAUCUUUCAUACAGGAGUGUCAAGAGGAUGUUAAAAAUAAACUAAUUAGCGAAGCUUACUACAUACUUAAGAGUCAAGUAAAAAAAGAAUAUACGCCAUUGGACAUUACUGUAGAUAAUAUUUCGGAGAUCAAUUCGGCACCCAUACCAGCUCCUGCUCUAUCGAUUAUCUUCCAUACCAUCGAAGAAAACUCUAAUUUAGCGUCUCAACAUGAUGCUUAUCAAUUUCAACCAAACAGGCAACAAGUGACAAGUUUGAUGCAUCGUAUUCGACGCAUAUCAUAUGACCCGCGUAGUGCCAUUUAUAAUCCCACAUUGGUACCCGCGGAAGAAAAACGUUUAGCUGGCUGCCUGCUACACUGCGUUUAUGCGAAAAAUAACGCUAUCGACAAACUGGGAUGGCCUACUCUUGACGGCUUAGUAAACUUUUACUCAGAAGGAGUGAAUGACCACGGGUUUUUUAUGGCCACACUGCAAUCCGUAAAUCUUUGCCUGCAUGCAAUUACAAUAAAGUAUAAUAUCAAUCGACGCAAACUACCAAAACGUGGUGAAAGCUGUGAUUUAGCUUUCGACGUAUUUGAUUGUAUUUCGGACCAACUAACAGGUUAUUGUUUAAAUCAAUACGAAUAACAUAUCUCAAUGGAUAACUAUCUUGUGACGACUUGAUAUAAGAAUACACUUUCGAACUACUAGUAAAAUUUUUGAAUGUAAAAAAAAAUCCAAAAACCUAUUCUCUAUAAAGAAUAAUCGAAAUAUUUUUUAUUAUCUUCAUCGCUCCCACAUAUGUAGGUAAAAGUUGAAAGUAAUGUAUGAUAUUUCCACUUUAACACCAUAGAUCUCAAACUUGUUGGAAACAUUCUACUUCAAUUAUAUACUUGUAUGACGACUGGAGUAAAUACAAUAUCCGCUAUGCAACCGUGUAACAAAAUUUACUUCUACGUCUACUCGCAUUUUUGUAACUAGACAGUAAAUUAGUUGUUUCAAAUUUUUUCAAAUAUUAAAAAAUUACCAAUUAAUCAAUAUUAAAAACAUUGUAUUGUAUUUCCUGUAUCGAUACUAAUAUUAUAAAAACGAAAGAUUUGAUUGUUUGUUCGUUUGAAUUGAAUAAGCCUGAAACUACUUGACGAAUUUGAAAAAUUUUGGCGGCGUUGGGAAGCUACACUAUCUACGGUGAAAAUAGGCUAUAUUAGAUUUUCAAAAAAUUAGGGAUUCUUACUAAAACGUCAAUAAUGUAACCUAAGGUGUAAAAAAAUGACAACAAUUUUUUCAUCGCGUGCGCUGCGAAUACUAUUGAUUAUAGGACAAAACAAUGUACUACGACAUAUAAUUAUGUAUCUACAAAUUGACAUGUCGCGACAGCAUACUUAUGUCUAACUAUUAUAGUUACAUCACACUAAGUGUACUUUGAUUAAACGAAAAUAAUUAAAAUUACCUUGGUAUAAAUCCUUAGCAA